UGGAAAGACAGGUGAUCCGCGAUCAUUCAGUGUAAAAAAACGAUCUCGGAAUGUUCUUUUAGCAGCAGGACGGCAAGACGCGCGGGUUACGUCAAAAUUUUUAAAUGCGAGUGUUUGAUAAAUGGUUUCUUCGUUCAGUCGAGUUUUUCUAAUCACAGUAUUUUUCUCAGUUUAUUUACUCGCGAAUGCAACACACGCAGUAAUAUCAAAACUCAGGAACCUCUCCAAAAAUAUUCAUUCACUUUCCUGUCAGUCAAAAUAUGGAAAAAGAAAAGUCAACAAGCAUAAAUACGAAUAACGUAAAAUAAAUGUAGACGAAUCUAGAACGCGUUGGAAACACUAUAUCGUCGUGGUGAUGUGCUUUUAUAAAAGAAAUUAUUUUGAAUGGACAUAAAGAAGAAACGAUGCGACAAUUCGCUGAAAAUAUGCUAGCUCAAUACGCAUGCGCUGGUUCGUCGAUGCUUCUAUCGAGGGCUGUGGGGUGGCGCUACUAUCCUGCUUUUCGCGUGGCGUCUGUGUUUAUGUCGUAAAGACGGAUACCGGUCGGUGCAAUUCAAACCGUCAUUUUACCUACAUUUUACUUACGAACAAACCGUUGUAAUACUACAAAUGAGUAUCCAAUCAAAAUAAUGGAUAUUGAGAUAUAAAGAUGAAAAUUAACCGCGAAAAAAUGUGAAAAUCAAAGGUUCAACGAAAGUGUGGGAACUACGUUUUCAAAAAGUCAGUUACAUCAUGUGCAUCGGCGUGUGUGUGUAUGUGUGUGCGCGUAGGUGAUGACGUCACACAAUCGCAUGUUCGAAAAGAAAACAAUCGAAACAAAAACGCAACAAUGACCGGUCGGCGAAAAUUUUUCAUGCAUCCCCGAAAAGUUGAUAAACUAAAAAUCGAAGAUCCGUUAAUAGAAACAUCGACAAAGUGUAUCGCUUAUCCGGAUGUUGGAUCAUCGAUAAAUGAAAAGAAAAUUACGUACGCCUGCGAAAAAAAAACUGACCAUCCGAAAACCGGGAAACCUUACGAUUUCCGUACUUUUUAUGCCGGAGUAGAUAACAUCGAUAAACACGGUUCAGAAAAAUACAUACCUCCAACGAGCAACGAAGUUUUAAUACUUCGACAAGAAAUGAAGGAUUGGAAAAACUACGAGGACCGUGCUAAUAUAGUGGAAGCCAAACUUUCGAAAAUCGGAAAAGGAAUCGUUGCAAACGAAUCAAUAGGCGAAUCCAAAAACCCGAAUGAAGUGGCAUCAGCGAAGACUACGGAAGAAGAGCAUCGACGAAGCGUGCGAUCCGAGUCACAGCCGGAAGCUUCCGUAAUGCUGCACAACAAUGGAAAGCCUCGAUCGUUUUGUAGUACGAGCCGGAGCGCAGCUGACAGGCAAACGACCGGCCCGAAUAAACGUGCGGUCGUUUCUCACGUGCGAACCCGCUCGCUGGAUCGAUCAUCGCCACGAGCUGGCAAGGCUGACAACCGUGGCUCGCUCGUAAAUCACGUUAUUCGGAGCGACGUGAAAAAUCUUCAAGAUUAUUUGCCGCGAAAAUUGAAGAAAAAGACGCAGACACAAGCGUCGGAGAGCCCGCUCUACAGUCCGGAAACUCUGAGUGCCCUGGAAAACGCUGAGAAACUGAUCAAAGAAGCUCAAAAGAGAAUUCUGGAAGCCGCUUACGACGUUCACUCGAGCCCCGAGCGGGAUUCCUCCGCCAGAUCGGGAGAGACGAAAUCGAAGGACGACGAAUCGCUGUACAUCCGCGACGUCGUGGCGACGAGAUUCCACGAGGCGAACGAAUCCGGCAGAAUUUACACGCGAGUAACAGCGAGACGCCCGGCGGAAAAAGCUCACAAACCGGAAGCCCGGCAACCGUGGCAAAGACGGCUCGUCGACGGUAAACUCUGUGGCAAGGAGAGAACGCCGCAGCGGGCGACGACGAAAAACAAAAAGUCGAUCAACCUCCCGGAGGACUGCGAAAAACCGACUCGGAACUCCCAAGAUCCGAGGGACGCGCGAUCCACGGACAAAACAUCGCAGCGAGCACCUCGAGGGGAGAAUUCGAAAGCGGAAAUGCCGGUAAAAUUUAUUGAUUCGAAGAAACAAGAGGACCAGACUCCGAGCAGAAGCUUCGGAGUCCAAGAAGGCCCUCGCGUCGACAUCCGCAACGAACUGACGAUUACGAGCGUCGAAAAAAUUGACAUUUCGCCUUGGCCUCCUUCCUUUCCGGUUCAACGUAACGUCAAAACUUACGAGUUUCGUCACGGCGAGCCUCGCCUUCCUGAGAGAGCCGACGAGCCCAGAGUCGACGCUGAGUCGCGUGACGAGGAGCCGGAAGCCGAUGAAAAAUCGGCUCCUACGAGGAAAAAUCCUGCCGCAGUGUCCUCGAGCGAACGGGGCUCGAGCUCUGACCUCCUUCCGAGCAAAUCAGGUCGUUCAAUCGAAUCGGAACGUCUCGAAGGACCCGAGGCCACGGGAGCCUCGUCUCGAGACCCGCGAAACACCGAGAAACCCGAGAAACCCGCGGAAUCAUUCAUCGAGUUUUUACAACGUCACGAAAAUCGUCCAAACGGAUUUUUCAAUCAUCGCGAAAGAGAUCCCGAGGAGGGAACGAAAAUUGAAAUUUUCGAUCGAGCGGUCCGACGCUUUUUCCGGAAUUUCAGGCGCGCUGAUGAGACUCUCAAUAAUUCCGAAUCCGAAGUCGACUGUCCCGAUGGCAAAUCGACCCUCGACCGUGCCGCGCUCGAAAAAUCGGACGUUCUCUACGAAUCCUCCGAAGAUGAUGAAUGUCCCGGGGACAAUUGGGAUCUCAACGAGAUUAAUCUGGAAGCUCCGAAUUUCGGGGAGCUCGACGAGGUUUUGAGAAAGUUUGACGGCACGAUGAACAAAGUGCUCCAAGCCACGAGGAAUCUUGGAUUUUUAAUGUCAGAAUACUCGAUCGACGAUGACGUUGCCGAUCGGUUUAAAGCUCCCGCGGUCAGCGGGGCCUCGUGGGUCGUUGACCAACGCGGAAUUAAACCGAGGAACGACGAUAUUGAUUUGGAAAAUAAAAAUACUCGAGAAAAUCCUCCAAAAGAUUUGCCGAGAAAUGCGAAUUUAAAUGCCUCCGAUUCGACAGACGAGAAUCGAGGAGCGCCUGGCGAAUUUUCCCAAGCCUUUUCUCGGUCGUCCCAGUCCGAAGGGCCCAAAAAUAAUUCGCCUCUGAAAAGCUUCCUCGACAAAACCAUCAUUUCUCGUCCUCGGUAUUCCACGCCGUUGAAUAAUGAUUUAAAGCUUGGCAAAUCCUUCGACAAUGCGAAUCGUACCCCGAACGAUUUCGCCAAUUUUUUCAGCGGCAUUCGUCGCUCGGAAAUCGGCCGCGAUGGAAAAUUGACGAGUAAACAAGAAAUAUCGGGAAUCGAGAAAAUCAACGGGAACGAGAAAUUGCGCACCGCUGCGAAGCAACCAUCGGUUGCUUCCGCUGAGCCUGCGAAAAAUCAAUUGGAAACGAAGACUCAGAUUUUCAUCAGCGAAAUCGAAAAAAAAUGUAAUUUCCAAUCCUUAUUCAAUCGGGAGCGAUCCACUCGAACGGAGAAUACCGCGCCUCCCAAUCCAGUCGCACUCCCGACGAGUUCGGCCCGCGAAGUGGAGGACCCUCCAGCUCCGUCUUCGAUCGGCAAACCAACGACUGCGGAGGGCAGUACGCAAAACGAGAAUUCGAAUGGCGCGAAAAUAGUCGACGAGUUUCUGACGAGAAGGAAUUCGAGCAAGUGCGAAAGCUCUGCUGCCGAAGAAAUCCCCGAAUUAUGUGAAAAUUCGACGGGGCCGAAGAGCGGAGAAAAAUGUAAAAGUCGUGCUAAUUUUUCUGUCGCUUCCAAGCCCGAUGAUUUAGAAAGAACGAGAAUCAACGAGACUCUCGAAUCGUCAGUAAAAAGCAAUUCGGCCAAAAGAGAGAAAACGACGGUCGUUUCAGCGAGCAACGAAAAGAGCAAUAACUUUGCUGCUCAAGUGGAAGAGCCACGGGAUCGAAAUUCGGGCAACGGUUCCCCAGAAUCCUCGACGAGGGAUCGAACCUCGUUCGAUAUUUCGAGCGCCUAUUCCGAGGACUUUGAAGAAGCUUCGGGAAGUUCAAAAAAAUUGAGCAUUGCUAAAUUUACGGAUCGCCCGAAAGAUUCGUCGGUCAGAGAGCCACCGAACGAAGCGGAAGUUUCCACGAACGUUGGAGCCACUUCGACCGAAGCUGAAGACACCGUAGCGAGUUCGAAAACUGAACAGAAAUCACUACCCAAAAUCACCACUUCAACGUCGAUGAAGAAAUCGAAUGGAAAUGAAGAAAAAAAGCCCACUAAGUGUGCAGACGACCGUUUCGAAAAACAGGACGCAGAUACGAGAGCAGCGAACGAAAAUAGUGUCGAAAAGAAAGCAGACCAACUGUCAGAAAUCGAUGAAAAUUCAAGCAACGGCUGCCCCAGUUCUUCCUCGCCAAAAUCUUCAAAGAUGUCUCGAACGGGUUCGUCGGCCGAGGGAUCCCGUCGGGGCGGAACAAAAGCAAUCGACACGUGCGGCGAAAAUUACUCCGAAGGGGAGCUGUAUUUGCCGAGUUCGUGCUCUUAUUCCCUCGGGGAAAUAAGGAUUUCCGAGCUGGGCACGUGCACACCUUCCGCUCCUGGCGUCGAAUCUUCUGUCAGAAAUGCCGAUACUAUGAGAAUAUUUUUCAGCAGAAGUUUAAUCAACACAAAUUCCGCCGAUAACACCAGUAACGCCGUUAACAGCCUUGGUGAAAUUCAAGAAACGGACGUCGAAAUAACAGACAGCAAUUAAAAGCGAUAUAUCGGCAAUGAAGAAAAUGCCAUUUCGUGUACAUCGAUUGAAAUAUAUGUUAUGUUAUUCAAAGUUUUGUAAUAACGGCAUUCAAAAAUAAAGAUUCUCUCGGAAUUUUUCUCAAA
This is a messenger RNA of Venturia canescens, 4905 nucleotides long. RefSeq lists its product as uncharacterized. NCBI's taxonomy places the organism in Eukaryota, Metazoa, Arthropoda, Insecta, Hymenoptera, Ichneumonidae. The record is from RefSeq and is a predicted model, not a curated record. The transcript has 8 exons. The coding region runs from base 755 to 4780 and encodes 1341 amino acids.